UUUAUAUGGAUAUUUUUCUCCUCCUGGGGGGUAAUUGCGGGCAGUUUGAGGACUCUACCUCAUGUGAUGAAGUACCAAACAGUGAUACCUCAGAAGCUGAAGGACUCCACUCGCAUUACUAAUGCUGCUACAUAUCAGACAUACCCCGAUGUACUCCAGUACUCUUUGACGAUCGUAGGACAAAACCACACACUGCACCUGGAAAGAAACAAGGAUCUUAUUGGGAAAAACUUUGCUGUGACACACUACUCAGAGCAGGGCGCCCAAAUCACAACAAUUCCAGAUCUUCAGGGUCACUGCUACUACCAUGGACACAUUGUGGGAGUGGAGGACUCCUCCGUCAGUGUGGAACUCUGCUCAGGGAUAAAGGGGUUUGUGCGCCUCCAGGACCAAACGUACCUCAUCGAACCUCUGAAUGGGACAGGAGCUGUACAGCAGACCCACAAAAGGAGCUCUGGAGCUCAAAGUGAGGAGGGUCUACAUGCUGUUUACAAUUACAAACACCUGAGGAGGAAGAGGAGCUCCUGUUCCCAUGGAAACACAACCACUUUCUACGACCAUGGAGCUCGUCCCUCUGGACUGUUCCAGCUCAGCAGUCUGAAAAGCAGAGCCCAGACCAAAGACCACAAAAGAAAAUCCAGGACAGUGGAACUGGUCGUAGUGGUUGACAACACAGAGUAUAAGAAGUUUCACUUCAAGGAGACAAUAGAGAGCAGAGUGCUUGAAGUAGCAAACCAUGUUGACAAGCUGUAUCGCCCCAUGGGUGUUCGUGUGAUGCUGGUUGGUCUGGAUAUCUGGUCAUACAAAGAUCAGAUUCAGGUCAGCAGUGAUCCUGAGGUAACCCUCAACAACUUCCUGGUGUGGCGUCAGAAGACGUUGCUACCGAGGACCAAACACGACAAUGCACAGUUCAUAACAGGUGUAAAUUUUGAUGGCCCCACUGUCGGCCUAGCAAACACAAAGGCAAUGUGCACCUCUAGCUCUGGAGCGGUCAAUGAGGAUCAUAACAAUAAUGCAAUAGGAGUGGCAUCUACUAUAGCCCACGAGAUGGGUCAUAACCUUGGCUUGUCCCAUGAUACCGAAAAUUGUGUCUGUGGCUUGUCAAAAUCGAAGAAAGGCUGCAUCAUGGCUGAGAGUGUUGGAAUUGUGUUUCCGGAGCAGUUCAGCAGCUGUAGUCAGGAGCAGCUCAGCAGAUUCCUGGAGGAGGUCAACCCUGCCUGUCUGCUGGAUACGCCCUCCACUAAUCGCAUCCACGGAGGGCCAGUGUGUGGAAAUGCCUUCCUGGAGCCUGGAGAAGAUUGUGACUGUGGCACUGUGGAGGAAUGCAAGAAUCCCUGCUGCAACGCAACUACCUGCAAACUUAAUACAGGAGCUCAGUGCGCAGAGGGCGAAUGCUGCCACAACUGCCAACUGAAACUGACAGGCAGCAUCUGCAGACCAGAGGCAGGAGACUGUGACCUGGCAGAAUACUGCACCGGACUCUCCGCCUCCUGUCCUACUGAUUCCUAUACCCAAAAUGGCCUGCCCUGCAACCAUGGGAAAGGAUACUGCUACAAUGGAGAGUGUCCGUCACGGCAGCAACACUGCAAGAGACUUUGGGGACCAGAUGCUAAAGUUGCUACAGAUACCUGUUUCUACCAAUACGGAGGCUGCAAAAAGACCCUGUUUCAGCGAAGAUGUUCAUUCCAAGAUCAAUUAUGCGGGACGCUUUACUGCUCUGGAGGCUGGGAGUUCCCUGUGACAUCCAGUAAAUCCUUCUACAGAUUAGGAAAUGAAAUCUGCAAUGAAGCAACGAUGAAGCCUGAAGACAACUACCCUGCAGACUUUGGCAAGGUGCCUACCGGUACAUUGUGUGGCAAUAACAUGGUAUGCUACAAUCAACGGUGUGAGGAAAUUAAGAACAUAAAAGACUAUGGAACGAAUGACUGCUCUGCCAAAUGCAACAACCGUGGGGUUUGUAACCAUAAGAGUGAGUGUCACUGUGAGCCGGGCUGGGCACCGCCUUUCUGUGAUGUGAAGCAGUCAGAGCUAUCUGAAGGAGCAGGUCCAGUGUUUAUUGUGUCAUUGGCUGUCAGCUUACUCCUGCUGUCGGUGGUUAUUAUUGGAAGUUUAAUGUGCUGCAUCAGAAAAAAACAACCUGCAAAGAGAUGCUCUCAAUCUACCUCAGGACAGUCCAACCCAUUGUUUCAGUCAGGCAAUGCACGAGGCAGCCCUCGUCUUGGAUCCAAAACUAUCAGCCGGCCUAUAUUUGUGGAGUCUUCAGCCACUCAGGCCUAUAAACCUGUGUCCUCUUCUGCUGUCAGACCAUCUACCGGAGGAUUCAAGCCCAGCAGAACAGCCCCAGAGCCCCCCCAAAAGGUACCAACUGUAUCUCAGCCAUCAAAGAUCCAACAGGUUGUAAGGCCGCCAAUGCAACCACCAACUGUUCCAAGCAAGCCAGUUUACACUGAGGCGAAGUCACUACCUCCAUCCAGACCUCUACCACCACUUACAACCAAAUCAGUCAUGAAGCCAAAACCUCCGAUGCCUCCGGUGAAGCCGAAGCCCUCUACAGGCCAGUCUGCACUGCCGCACACUCAGCUGCUUGCAGGGAGAGCUGUCCUGAUGCCACCCAGCAGGCCCAGAUGACUGAGGGACUAAUUCAGCCUGGAGUAAACACUGAGAUCCUCUGACAGGGGACACUGUUUUUGUUGUCCCACCUAUGAAAUCCUCUCAGGAGACGUCCGUCUGUAUUAGAGGGGAACAAGAUCCACUGAAGGAUCAGCAACAAUAAUUGACAAAGCUUUUCUGUUAAUUGUGGCCUCCCCGAGGAUUACCGCCAUCUGUGUCUUGCUUUUGCAUGCCUUCAGGAAGUUUAUGAAAACCUGAAGUUGUGAUUGACAGAUUCAGCUUCUGUGCUUUAAAUGACAAAUGGCUAUGCUGCCAUGAUGAUGUGUUUUUAAGGGAAAUGUGUCUGCCUUGAACCUGGGAUAUGUGAACACUUUAUGGAGCAAUUGCACUAUUGAUGCUGUAACUGUUUUACUAACUGCUACCAUUCCCGCACAUGAUUUUUGGUACUGCUUUUCUAAGAGAUAAUGUAUUUGUUAAGAGAUUUUAAGAUGUGGCACUAACAUGGGCACUUUUUCAGAUUUUUUGUAUUAAGGACAUAAAACAAAACGAAUGGAUUUGCCUUGAACCUUUUUGUAGUAAAGUAUGCUUGACUUUGUGGGACUGUGUAUGAAAAUGUUUCUGCUGAUUUGUGUUGACUAAAUGCACAUUGAUUGUAAUUAUUCAAGGGAUUUUUAUAUAGCAUUUGUUAUACAGCAGAUAUGUCACUGCCCUUUCCUCAUAAUGCCAAUGAUUGUGUUUUUUCCUUACAAUGAGGACUUUGAACUGAAAAAUCAUUUGAAUAUUUAUUAAGAAUGUCUUUAUGUCUUUAUCUGUAUGAAAUUGUGCUUAAAAUAAAACCCAAACAUC
Scomber scombrus (Atlantic mackerel) is the source of this 3456-nucleotide messenger RNA. RefSeq names its product ADAM metallopeptidase domain 8a (gene adam8a). The record is from RefSeq and is a predicted model, not a curated record. The transcript has 25 exons. Gene Ontology annotation, biological process: positive regulation of cellular extravasation; regulation of cell-cell adhesion; proteolysis. The coding region runs from base 67 to 2628 and encodes 853 amino acids. Gene Ontology annotation, molecular function: metalloendopeptidase activity; cell adhesion molecule binding. NCBI's taxonomy places the organism in Eukaryota, Metazoa, Chordata, Actinopteri, Scombriformes, Scombridae.